Messenger RNA from Menidia menidia (Atlantic silverside), 3979 nucleotides. NCBI's taxonomy places the organism in Eukaryota, Metazoa, Chordata, Actinopteri, Atheriniformes, Atherinopsidae. The record is from the annotation of a GenBank genome assembly.
AUGAGGCCGAACACUGGUAUUUCUGACACGAUUGUAGUUACAAAAGUGACCAUUUACCUUUUUGAUCCCCAGGAAAAAGACGCAGAGAUGUCUGUGAGAAGAAGCCAGAAGAAGUCCAUCUUUCUGUCCUCAUUAUUGGUGUGUUGCAUGUUUGCCAGCGCUGAGUAUUCCAGCUGUGGAGAGUAUGAGUUCUUCAACCAGACCAGCAACAGCUGCCAGGCAUGCCCUCAGUGCCAGCCAGGACAAGAACCGCAUAUGAGCUGCGGUUAUGGUCUGAAGGAUGAGGACUUCGCCUGUGUGCCGUGCCCUCAGGGGAAAUACUCCAAAGGAAAAUACGAGAUCUGCAGACGCCAUAAAGACUGUGAUGCCCUCUACAAAGCUGCUGUUCGUGUGGCAGGAACGCCAGAGAGCGAUGCGGAGUGCGGACCCUGUCUGCCAGGGUAUUACAUGCUGAAGAACCGACCCAGAAAUCUCUACGGGAUGGUUUGCCACUCCUGCCAGAAUGCACCUCGCAACACUAAAGAAUGCAUGCAAACAAGCAAACCAGAUGGAAAACCUCUGAUUGAUGCUGGCAGCACAACAGUCUUCCCUCAUCCAAAUAAAGAUUCCACAGGACAGGGUCACCUAGCAACAGCUCUCAUUAUCGCCAUGUCAACCAUAUUCAUCAUGGCCAUUGCCAUCGUUCUCAUCAUCAUGUUUUACAUCCUGAAAGCCAAACCAAGUGCAUGUUGCUCUGGACAAGUCGUGAAAGCCGUGGAGGCUCAGACUAGCAAACAGGAAGACAAGAAAGACGUCCCUGACAAUGUAGUGAUCUUCUCAGAGAAGGAUGAAUAUGAAAAGCUGAAAGCUACUCCUCAGAAGACGGUGAAAAGUGAAAAUGACGCCUCUUCAGAGAACGAGCAGCUAUUGAGCCGCAGCAUCGACAGCGAUGAGGAGCCCACGCCGGACAAACAGGGAUCGGCAGAGACCUCCAACCCUAAUCCCAACCUGUGCCUGGUCAACCUGGGCAACAAGCCUGACCUCUGCCUGCUUUCUCUGGGACUGCUGGACCGCAGCCGUGCCUGCAAUGGCAACCCGGCCGCCGCGGCCAGCCAGGCGAACAACAACCCAAGUCCCAACCACAUCAGCAAUGUCAACCACAUUGCUGGCAGCAACCACAUCAGCAGUGUGAACGCCAUCAACAACAACAAUAAAACUCCCGGGAUGCUACAGAAUCGAAGGAAGAAAAUAUUAGAUCUGUAUGCCAGGGCCUGCAAUGUUACUGAGGGUCUGAGCCCCACAGAGCUUCCCUUUGACUGUCUGGAGAAGGCCAGCCGCAUGCUGAGCUCCUCCUACAGCAGCGAGGCGGCGGUGGUGAAGACGUGGAGACACCUGGCGGAGAGCUUUGGCCUGAAGCGCGACGAAAUCGGCGGCAUGAGCGAUGGCCUCCAGCUCUUCGAGAGAGUGAGCACGGCGGGCUACAGCAUCCCGGACCUCCUCACCCGCCUGGUGCAGAUCGAGAGACUGGACGCCGUGGAGUCGCUCUGCGCGGACGUGCUGGGAAACGGCGAGGCGGCCGGACGGCAAAGCAUCAACAGUUUUCACAGCCAGUUGGUCUGUCCCUCGCCGUGCACAUCUCCAUCCCAGCGCUGCGCCAGUGUCUAAGCGUUUGGAGGGGAAAGGUGACUUCAGAGACUCGGAGGUCUUGUGGUACACAAGUAUGUGAGGACAGAGUCUACUCUGACCAGAAGGACAGCAAACAUACAGUGUAAAUAUCACCCCCAUCACAUGAAGAAUGUCAGUGGGCUCCCGUGUCCACAAUAGCUUUCCUGACAGGAAGUUUGAAACAGUUCUACAAAAAUGCUUUCUAAGUGCUAUCAGCUUGAGAAAUGGACAAAAAAACUCAGAUUUCUAUUAUUCUCCCGUUUCCUAACCAGAUAAGUAAGCCUGUGAGAGAAUUUGGCUUUGAUUUUACCAGCAUGUUGCCAUCUCAAAAUGUGGAAAUUGUAUGGAAAUAGAAAAACAGGAAGGCCUAUGCGCUGGACGCAGCACAAUAUCAAUUCAGAUUGGGUAUUGAAUUGCAACUAGCAACUAAACUACAGCGGUUUGAAUGAAUAGCUUUUAAACUAAAAGGAUUGAGGAUGCAUCCUGCCCAUUUGCUUCCAUUUUGGCACUGCAAAACAAGUGUAAGGCCAAAGGUGAAAUGUGUUGGGAUAGGACCUUAGCUGUACUCUCAUUGAACCAUUGGGUUGGGAACAAAACCUGACAGUUCAUCCUUCUGUUGGUGUAACAAGAUGUUUUUGUCUGUGUGAAGAAAGCAAUCCGGUUUGACCACAGCAUUAGUUUAGACCCAUAACUGCUCCUUUAACACUGCUGUCAUCACUCCUAGAGAAAGCAGAUAUCAGCACCCUACUUGGAAUGCAAUGAUUGUGGCCAGCUGGAAAUACUGAAACAUCGUGGAGCUCAGCUUUCAUCCGGUAAACGUACUCGUGAACUUUGGUUAUGCACCCAUGUCUCUUGCUGAAUCUCACAAAAACGAGAAAACACAAGAGUAGAUGAGGAUAUGAUUGCUUUUAAGGACAGGAGUUUACCAUUUCGAAAUAUCUUUCAACAUACCAUAUUAUUCCAGAGUGAUGAUACAUAGACGCAGACUCACAGAAACAGAAAUCCCUGAAACCCACACAUGAAAUUUAGGCUCUGUGUUUACUGCUGGCGCAUUAAUCCUACAGCCUGAAUAGGUACAGGACUCUGCCUGAAACCACAUGUCCACUAUCCACUGUCUACAACUUAAAGGUGCAGAAUUUACACACUCUUAUUCUGCACUUCUAAGUCAGUGACCCAAGCUUAGACCCAACCCCGUAUUCCCCCCUUUAGCCCAAUUUUGCGGUCUAGUUCUGCCGCCAGCCCUAAUUAUUUGGCGUGUGGCUCUCCAUGCCCCUAAUAGGCUGAAGUGUUGUGGUUUACAGAGCGGGUGCAAAGUGCCUGUGAUUUCCACCACCUAAUUAAGCAUUUAGGGCUCCUUAACUGCUUAAAGCCCAGUGGAAAAGCCAUAAAAAAAACUCACAUUAAAAAGAGCGUUGCCAGGACAGAUGAAUAACUAGCUGCCCCCGGGGCUGCUGCACUGUGAACGCCAGUCGUGGCGGAGCUAGUGCUACGGUUGUUCUACCAUGUCUGCUCUUAUUCAGCUUUUGUGGUCGGCUCACUCAUGCUCAGACAGGAUUUAGCCCCCCACCUCAUCACCACCCUUCCCCAUGGGACCAAUAGACUAAACAAGAACAGUAUGCAGUUGUGUGAGUUCUGAAAGGCAGCUGAAGCCGGUUAGGUAUUGUACGCUAGGUUCCAGAAAGCGUAGCUCUGAUAAGCUGAGGAUUCUUCCUAUCGGUGUUCACUUUAACUCCAUCAACUGUGAGGAUGUUCACUGCUAAUGAGUUUGAGCAAUGCCAAGUCUCACUUUGAUCUUCUUUUCGUGAAGAGGACCAAUCUUAAUCUGAUGCAGUCCGCAUAAUGGUCCAUAACUGCUCUGCAGAGAAGUUUUCUACCCAAUGCCUUUUGGUCAUAUCUCACAUUGCAAUCUGGGGCUGGACUCCAGCACUUUAAAUUAAUUAAUGCACAUGUGUGUCAACGGAAUAUCUAUGUACAGAUUUUUUUUUUUUGCCUCUGAUCUCAAGCUCCAAUUUAGAUAUAUAGUCUUCGAAGACCAGUGUUGUCUACAAACCAUGUCUAUGAUUUUCUAUUUGUGUGCUUAUACAGGUUUUUAUGACAGCAUGAGCUGAGAGAGCUCAAAUGAAACUGAGCUUUUCUCCAGGCAUGUGAGAGUUUUAUCUGACAUAUAUUAUGCUGAUAUGAUAGUACACAGAAGCCAAACACGAUUUACUUACCUCAGUAGGGCACACAAUACAGUUUAGUACACGUAGAAAACACACAAGCUCUUCAACAAAGUGUAACUGUAUAUAUAAGUUAUUAUUGUACAUAAAGUAUACCUUAAUAAAGAUGUAUGGUG